ACUGACACCCCGCAACGAGCUGUCGUGACCCAUCUGCUCCGUCUCCGUCACCUUGCGGGACGGCCAUCGCCUUGAGCCGCCGGCUUAAUUAGCAGCUGUAAAAAAAAAGAUCGAAAAAUCUCUCGUGUCUUGGCUGGUGGCGGGUGCUUGUACCAUGGGUACUGGGAAACAACACGGCUUAGACAGCGCGGCGGAGACACAUGGGCGCCCGGACAUGGCAAACUCGCAGUUGCAUGUCGCUGUGCCUGGCAGAUGGCUCCCGGGAGACGGGAAAUGCUAGCAACAACACCAUGUCACCGAGACAAGAGAUCGGUUCCAGGGCGUGAAAUGGUCACAGGGCGUGAGAUCGCCAUGCUGACAGGAAAUUUGAUGAUUGAAGCCCUGCUGCAGCGAGGCUUGAGGAGGGGUUGCCAUGCAGCCAUGUGGCGAGCUUAUGCCUUUGGCGCCUGUUCUGGUCGAGGCCGCUUCCAACACGGGCCUGUAGAAAUGGGCAUGGCUGGAGCUGGGCCACUGAUUUGCACCAAAUCUGGGGGAAGAGAUGCAGUACAGGGAAGUCGAGCAGGGUGCAGAGAGCAAACUAGCAGGCUGAAUGCGAGCUUGCGUCCAAGGACGAAGUGGACGCCGCCGGCGCAAGGAAGCGGCGUCGCGAGGAAGCGGCGUCGCGUCAACAAAAAGUUGGUGGUUUUCACGUCGGGUGACCAGAGGCGAUAGAUCCAUCUCCGUCGACGACGCCGCUAUCAGAGGCCGGGUAGCAAAUGGGCAGGGCCAAGGCUGGCGCGUUGGUAACUUGGAUGAGAAAUGGAAUCGGGGUAAAAUUUUCUGACUGGAGAGCUGCGCGGAGCGGCCUCGAAACUUUUACCUAAUUCCCACGCUACUCGGCAUUUGACUCCAUGUUCAUCGUGGGUGUGGUCGUGGA
This is a messenger RNA of Ilyonectria robusta, 916 nucleotides long. RefSeq lists its product as uncharacterized. Lineage: Eukaryota; Fungi; Ascomycota; Sordariomycetes; Hypocreales; Nectriaceae. The record is from RefSeq and is a predicted model, not a curated record. The transcript has a single exon. Bases 253 to 711 code for a protein of 152 amino acids.